AAAGUAAGGCUGCAUUCAAGAUCAUGGUUUUAAGCAAUAGCUUACGGACGACAUUUUAUACAAUUAGAAAACUAACUUGAUUGUGAAUUUUCAAAGUCUGAUUACACGUUGACUGUUCUUGCAUACACACAUAUAAUCUUGCAAAUAUUUGAUAUUUGGUACAACUCGGUGUCCGACAUAGGCGAACUAUUUACGUGACUAAUACGUAAUGCAGCUUAGUAUUGAUGUUUACAAUGGUGUCGUUGGUGGAGGUAAUGUGUCUGGUGCUGGUCGCAGUGUUGUGGGGUUGCACCAACCCGUUCCUGAAGAGAGGGACCGAGGGAAUAGAACAUGUCAAACACAGCACCAAACUUCUUCAGUUCAUGGCAGAAAUCAAGUUCUUGUUUCUAAAUGUCAAGUACCUUAUCCCGUUCUUGCUGAAUCAGAGUGGCUCCGUGAUCUAUUACUUCACUCUGGCUACAACAGACAUGUCCCUGGCAGUACCAGUGGCCAACUCCCUUACUUUCGUUUUCACCCUCCUCACAGGAAAACUGCUGGGUGAGGAGUUUGGAGGCAAAAAGGAGGUGGCUGGGAUGAUUCUCACCAUGACUGGCAUCACUGUGUGUGUGAUCAGCUCUAUUACUGAGACCAAGAUGACACAACAGCAGAACAUCACACACACCUCACCCUAAUGUACACACACACACACACACACACAAACCUUUGUUUAAACACACACGUCUCCACACCCUAAAACCAUCCACCCGGACCUUUCUAUUUCUCUUUAUUAUAGGCGGUGUUCAUCCAGUUGAGUCUGUUUUCCAAGGACCAAAUUAUGACACUGUCAAGACAUGCUUGUUAAGGAGCUCUACACAUGGGUUUGUUUCUUAACGAGGCGUCCAUAUUGUAGUUAAGUAGGGCUAGGUUUAAUCUCCUCCUAGUUUGUGUGUGUGUGUGUGUGUGGGGGGGGGUGGGCGGGGUGGGAGUGUGUGUGUGUGUGUGCGUGCUUCAGCAGAAGCCAACAGAGCUGGCUAGUCGAGUGUCGAAGAGGAGAGACUGUGAGUGAAUGCAGUUGGACCCAGGCUGACAUGCACAGCACAGCACUGUGCCAACCAGCUCCCACGGCGGAGGAAGCAGCGAGGGGCCUGCCGGGGUUCAGACAGGGUUCAGCCCCACAUCCAGAUUUAUGACUCAUCCAUAGAACGGACCAAUGACCUCCCAACACACUACCCCUUCUCUGGCGUUUCUCUGUGCAGAGCCUAUACAAGCACUGUGUAGAGGACACCAUGCAGGCAGGGAACAGACCAGACACUGUACAAUUGCUGUUCAGAAGGCUACCUUGUGAAUGUUGUGUUUAUUUGUUGCACUGGGGACCAACAACGAUAACAUCCAUAGUUUUAUUUUCAGACCAAUUACUUUGCCAGUCGGAUAGAUAACGUUGCUGCUAUUGUAUGUUGUAAGAACUAUUGCAGAUACUGUGUUUGAAUGAAUAAAGUAUUUUCUGACUAAA
Molecule: messenger RNA, 1489 nt
Organism: Hypomesus transpacificus
Lineage: Eukaryota; Metazoa; Chordata; Actinopteri; Osmeriformes; Osmeridae
Gene: tmem234
Product: transmembrane protein 234
Exons: 5
Coding region: 225-671 (148 amino acids)
Source: RefSeq, a predicted model, not a curated record